AUGAUACAAGUUACAGACUUUCAAAAAAUUGGCAUUGGUCUGGCAGGAUUUGGGAUAGUGUUCCUGUUCCUUGGCAUGGUGCUGUUGUUUGAUAAAGGGCUUCUAGCAAUUGGCAAUAUACUCUUUGUCAGUGGGCUGGCAUUCGUCAUUGGUCUGGAGAGAACCUAUCGAUUCUUCUUCCAGCGGCAUAAGUUGAAGGCCACAGGGUUCUUUGUUGGAGGCAUGCUCAUUGUCUUGAUUGGCUGGCCAGUGGUGGGCAUGUUGGUGGAGCUGUAUGGGUUCAUCUUGUUGUUUAGCGGUUUCUUCCCCGUUGCUGUCAACUUCAUGAGACGAGUGCCUGUCUUAGGGACAAUUCUCAACCUGCCUGGCAUCAAAUCUGUGGCAGACAGGUUCAGUGACUCCAGCUCUCUGGUGUGA
This is a messenger RNA of Candidula unifasciata, 417 nucleotides long. Lineage: Eukaryota; Metazoa; Mollusca; Gastropoda; Stylommatophora; Geomitridae. The record is from the annotation of a GenBank genome assembly.